UCUGCUGUCAGUGAUGAGUGGAACAGGUCAUACCUGUCUCUCUAAAACUCCUCCCAUUAAGGAAGUACAGAGUCUGAGACGACUGCAGUCCUUUUGCAGUGUUCUGCUCUGGUGAGUUUAGUUUUAUUCUCGGUUUAUGGAGAAUUCUGAGUCUCAUUUUCAGCUCUGUGAAAGGAAGUGAUUACUAACUGGACCUGCAAAGUCGUAUAUUAACUUUAAACAAACCUGAAAUCAGGGUGUGAUUACUUUUGAUCAAAGUGAAUGUGAAUCUGAACAUUCGGACUGGAGAGAACAACAACAGCAGCAAAAUAAAAUGGCUUCUAAGUUUUCAGAGGAGGAUUUCUCUUGUCCUGUGUGCUGUGAAAUCUUCACGGAUCCUGUUGUUCUGCUCUGCAGUCACAGUGUGUGUAAAGUGUGUUUGCAGAAGUUCUGGGAGACCAAAGGAUCCAGAGAAUGUCCUGUUUGUAGGAGGAAGUCAUCUAUGGAAUAUCCUCCCACAAAUCUGGCCUUAAAGAACCUGUGUGAGACUUUCUUACAGGAGAGAAGUCAGAGAUCUUCAUCAGCGUCUGAAACAGUCUGCAGUCUGCACAGUGAGAAACUCAAACUCUUCUGUCUGGAUGAUCAACAGCCGGUGUGUGUGGUGUGUCAGACUUCAAAAAUACACACCAACCAUAAAUUCUGCCCCAUUGAUGAGGCAUUAACAGACUGUAAGGAGGAGCUGAAAACUGCUCUGAAGCCCCUACAGGAGAAACUGAAGAUCUUUAAAGACUGUAAACUGAACUGGAGUCAGACUGCAGAACAUAUAAAGAUUCAGGCCCAACACACAGAGUGGCAGAUUAAGGAGGAGUUUGAGAAGCUUCACCAGAUUCUACGAGAUGAAGAGGCAGCCAGGAUAGCUGCACUGAGAGAGGAAGAGGAGCAGAAGAGUCAGAUGAUGAAGGAGAAGAUUGAGAAGCUGAGCAGAGACAUAUCAUCUCUUUCAGACACAAUCAGAGGCGUAGAAGAGGAGAUGAGAGCUGAAGACGUCUCGUUCUUACAAAACUACAAGGCCACAGUGAAAAGAGCUCAGUGCACACUGCAGCAUCCAGAGGAGCUUUCAGGACCACUGAUCCAUGUGGCAAAACAUCUGGACAACCUGAAGUUCAGAGUCUGGGAGAAGAUGCAGGACACUGUCCAAUACACACCUGUUACUCUGGACCCCAACACUGCUCAUCCUAAACUCAUUGUAUCUGAUGAUCUGACCAGUGUGAGAGUCAGUGAUGAGAAACAGAAGCUUCCUGAUAAUCCAGAGAGAUUUGAUGAUCAUGGCUGUAUCCUGGGCUCUGAGGUCUUUAACUCAGGGACAUACUGCUGGGAUGUUGAAGUAGGAGACUGUACAAGGUGGUUAGUGGGUGUGAUGACAGAAUCUGCGCAGAGGAAGGGAGAUAUAUUCUCCAGAAGUGGAAUCUGGUGUGUGUGGUAUUAUGAUGUUAAAUAUGGAACAUGUUCUACACCACAGUCACUCACUCUCCUCUCAGUAACACAGAAGCUCCAGAGGAUCAGAGUGCAGUUGGACUGGAACACAGGAAAGCUGUCGUUCUCUGACCCUCUCACUAACACACACAUACACACUUUCACACACACAUUUACUGAUAAAUUACUGCCAUUUAUAACUGUUGCUUGUAAUAAAUCUCCUGUAAAGAUCCUCCCACUUCAGUGCUCUGUAAGAGUGAAUCAGAUCAGUUAGAGCUGAUAUUGUUUUAUUCCAAUUCAUUAAUGAAAUAUUGCUGAUGAAAAGAUUCAUGUUCUUUGUGAAAGUCUGUUUUUACUGAAGCACUGAACACUU
Ictalurus punctatus (channel catfish) is the source of this 1825-nucleotide messenger RNA. Its product is annotated as E3 ubiquitin-protein ligase TRIM35. Gene Ontology annotation, molecular function: protein binding; zinc ion binding. The record is from RefSeq and is a predicted model, not a curated record. The transcript is spliced from 6 exons. NCBI's taxonomy places the organism in Eukaryota, Metazoa, Chordata, Actinopteri, Siluriformes, Ictaluridae. The coding region runs from base 314 to 1726 and encodes 470 amino acids.